Molecule: messenger RNA, 432 nt
Organism: Candida tropicalis MYA-3404
Lineage: Eukaryota; Fungi; Ascomycota; Pichiomycetes; Serinales; Debaryomycetaceae
Exons: 1
Coding region: 1-432 (143 amino acids)
Source: RefSeq, a predicted model, not a curated record
AUGAGUGAAUCUGUUGACUAUGCAAAGGAUUUGGAACACGGAUUAACAAAUAAGAGCACACUGGAGUAUAAUUCCACUAAUUUCGCUCUCAAAAUGGUCACAACUAAAUGGGGAAGAUUAACAUUAUGGGCAACUUUUGGAUGUUGUUCCGUAUGGCCGUAUAAUGCUAUUCUUCCAGCAAUUGAGAAAUGUAUGGAACGAUAUAAUAAUCAUGAAAUCUCAUGGAAUGAUUGUGCUGAUGCUAUUAUUGAAGCAACCUCAAGAACUAUUGCGUUUCUUUUCUUUGGGGCCGCUCUUAAUGUUGCAAUAGUUGACAAUAACAUGGGUAAAGUGAAACUAACGGGAGAUGGCAAAAUGACGAAUAUAGAGAUUCUUUUGUUAAUUACAGUUCUGUUGCUAAGUUUUUGGACCGUUAUAGCGUCACGUAGCUAG